AUGCGCCACGGGCUCUACAACGGCCUGGUGGUGGAUGAAGCCCAGGACGGGCUGCAUGGCCACUACGUGCUGAAGGUGGAGGGCGAGGAGGUGUGUGGCAUGCAGGUCAUGGGCACUCAACCCUGGCGCUUAGUCUUGGGUGCUGCAUGGGCCGCUGACGGGCACGAGGCCUCGCUGGCAUAUCUGGCGGAGCAGUUGCGGCGAAGGGCGGGAAGAUCUGGCUGCAGCUUGAUCUACGACUCGCGGGAUGAACGUAGCGCAAAGCUCUGGCACAGCGAAGCCCUUCGGCACUUCGGCCUCUUCCGCCGAAAAAGGGCGCCGCGGAUCGCCGUCACUGGCGUCCCUGUGGGACUGUCGGAAGAGCAGCAAGCGCGCCUGGCGCGCGCGCCCUUCCUCAUCCCGUGGGAGUUUCUACCCUUCCAUUCCGGUCGGGUGGUGCUGAUUUGA
Durusdinium trenchii is the source of this 447-nucleotide messenger RNA. The record is from the annotation of a GenBank genome assembly. NCBI's taxonomy places the organism in Eukaryota, Dinophyceae, Suessiales, Symbiodiniaceae.